Molecule: messenger RNA, 2440 nt
Organism: Lacerta agilis (Sand lizard)
Lineage: Eukaryota; Metazoa; Chordata; Lepidosauria; Squamata; Lacertidae
Gene: CCDC106
Product: coiled-coil domain containing 106
Exons: 6
Coding region: 30-1064 (344 amino acids)
Cellular component (GO): nucleoplasm
Source: RefSeq, a predicted model, not a curated record
GGCAGGGCCACCCAUCUGUCAGUCAUCUGAUGUCAUUACCGUGCCAAGUUAGCAGCAUCCGUCCCACCUGGGGAGGGAGGACAAUGACUGAAAGUAACCACCAUCACCAACGGGCAACUAGGGGACGCCGUGGAUCGGGAGCAAAGCAAGUGAAAGAAGACAAUGAAGCUUAUAAAAUAGCCAUACCUUUGGACGAGCCGCACCAAAUGGAAUCGCAGACUCAAACUCAGCAACAGUUGUAUUAUGGUCUGAGCCCUCCUCAGAAUUUUGAUGAGACACCAGAGAUGCCCGCUCCCUCCUUGACCCUGGUGACCAGCAUGAGGACUCAGCUGCACAUGGCCCUGGAGAGGAACUCCUGGCUGCAGAAGCGAAUCGAGGACCUGGAGGAAGAACGGGACUUCCUGCGCUGCCAGCUAGACAAGUUCAUCUCCUGCGCCCGUCUGGAUGCUGAUGAGCACUGCCGCAGCAAGCAGCUCCCACGGCGGUCCGAGGUGUCCGACAGCCGGAACGGGGAUGUGACAGACGACGACAGUAUGGGCUCCUGGAUGAGUGCCGGCCCUGAGGAAGGAGGCUCCGCGGAGCACAAGAAGCAGAAAGGAGGGGUCAACAGGCGGCGCUUUGCCAAGCCCAAAGUCCGCGAGAGGCAGAGAGUCAAAGAUGUGGAUGGGGUACUGUGCCGCUACAAGAAGAUCCUGUACACUUUCCAGAAGCUGCAAAGCAUGAGCCGGGCCUUUGAGCACCACCGUGUGGACCGUAAUACUGUGGCCUUGACCACGCCCAUCGCUGAGCUCCUCAUCGUGGCCCCUGAAAAGGUGGCGGAGGUGGGCGAAUUUGACUCGUCCAAGGAGCGCCUGCUGGAGUAUUCCCGCCGAUGCUUCAUGGCUCUGGACGAUGAGACUCUCAAGAAGGUCCAGGCGCUCAAGAAAAGCAAACUCCUCCUGCCCAUCACCUACCGCUUCAAGCGGAAAACGGACGCCCCCGGCCCAGCGGCCAGCAAUUCCUUACCCUCGCCCACCACCCCACCCAAGCCCCCUCCGCCCAUUGCCGACUGCUUUAAGCGAUGAUCCCCCUCCUGGCUUUGCCUGAACCCACCUUGACAGCCCUCCAGUCUCUUAUUUACGUCUAGUUAUUGAGGAAGCUCUUGCUGUGCUCCCCUGGGGCUCUUCUGCCUUCCUUGUCAGCUCCCUUCACCCUUUCCCGCAGUUUCUAGUGCUAAAGGCAAGCUCUGCCUUUGUAAGGCAAGUGGGAUGCUUAUAUCCUGGCACGUCACCUCUUUGGGAAGCAUAUCUGACCAGGCGCUCCCAUUUAUAUGUCAGCUGGUUAAAGGCUACUGAGAGAUGAACUGGCUUAAAUUCACUCCAUUUGCUUCCAUCCCAAGAACUGGCAAAAUGACUGCCCAGGGGGAGCAGCGGGGAAGCAGGUUAGUGGGACAGAGUACGUCCCAUGCAUAGGUAAGGUGCUGUGGUGGAUAGGUUGCUUCAGACUGGCUGUGCAGGUACAGUAACAGCUAUAGGAUCGCCGAGGCAUUCAUCAGAGACGGUGUCUGCAGCCUUGCAAAUAAACUACUAGGGGACACAUUUUUCUUACACAACACUCCCCUGCAUACUGCUUAUUUGUGGCACGUCAGCAGCCCCAAAGGGCUGAAUAAACAUUGGCAGAAAUUUCCCUGCCUUGUUGCUCAGAGGCCAGUUGUUGUUUUUGCCAUAGGUAAGUGUGUGUGUUUGCAAAAUUGUUUUAACAGCUCUAGAACUUGGGGCAGGGAUGCUCAAGAUGGCUCGGCCUUCCCCUGAAGGCAAUGCCUGUCUCCUUAAGAAGUUAGUGUAGACACUGGAUUUACCCACCUCACAUGCCAUCUCACUGCUCCACUCUACUUUCCAGCCUGCUGUGAAGCAAGACUAGAACUGGAGGGCAAUUGCUGAACAGGCUGCAGUGGUCUUGCCUCUUGGCCACUUCCUUUCCGCUUCCUUUUACAUCAAAUGCUAUUGGCACCUUCUUAAGCUUUUCUCUUCCUGUUGCCUUUUUGCUGUAACAGUCCUUAGCCUGGAGGAAUGAACUGCAGCAUUUGGCUGCCUCCAAAUAAUUCCCUAUAGUCUCCCAAAGAAAUUCCCACAUCCCAAGGUUUCCUUGCAUCUGUUUACCUCCAUGGACACCGCCUGUCCUCUUUCAUGUUUUCCUGUUCCAGGUUCUGAAGCUGGGCUGGGUUUGGUGGCAAGCCAUUUGCACUUCCUUUUUUGCUUCCUGAGACAGAGACUGUGCGCACUCCAACACCUCUGUGGCUUCAAGCUGCCACCGUAUGCGCGAGCAAGGAUUUUGUUUGGUCUCUGCUCCUUUGGGAUGUCUCCUCUUUAUUCAGUGUAAUUAAUGGACUGUUUCCACUGUGCCUGUAAUUUAUCACCCAGUUUUUUCCUGUGUUAAAAAAAAAUUAAAAAGGAAAAUGUAA